Messenger RNA from Saxophila tyrrhenica, 1896 nucleotides. RefSeq lists its product as uncharacterized. The transcript has 4 exons. NCBI's taxonomy places the organism in Eukaryota, Fungi, Ascomycota, Dothideomycetes, Mycosphaerellales, Extremaceae. The record is from RefSeq and is a predicted model, not a curated record. The coding region runs from base 1 to 1896 and encodes 631 amino acids.
AUGCAGCAGAUGCUCCAGACCGUGCAGUAUCAAUACCGGAUCUACAACAGCGAUAUCGAACCAGAGCACGACACCGACUACUAUUGCUCUUGUGCCAUCCAUCAGUACAAGAUGGCAAAGUAUCGGCGAUACGGAGUCCAGGAAAUGUGGUCGAAGGCUGUCAUGUACCCAGGCGAGCACUCUUACAACGACAACCAGAUGACCGGCAUUGCCUUGUUUACGCGCAACCCCUACCAGUUUCGCGUUAAUUCUGUGUACGGCUACAAUGCGUUCGCCGUACGCUUUUCGAUGCCACGUCCUGUCCCGUCGUGGCACGCACGGGCGAUCCACCAGACAAUCGACCUCAACAACUCUCUGAACCGAGAAGUUCAACAGAGCAUCGACGCCAAGGAACCAAAACACAGCAUCUGGGAGGACAAUGCGCUAGAGGCUGCCAUGACGAACCUCUCUAUCGGUGACAGAAAGCCGUCAGUGGCGAACGAUAAAGGAAUAUCUACUGAUAAGGCGCCGAGCGAGAAGCGACAAAGCCUUGUCCCAUCCACAGCAUCGAGAACUGCAGAGCAGCCGAAGCUGUCGAGGUUCUCCAGCUUCAGAAAGUCUCUAGGCAUCAAGUCUUCAGAAGAACGGGCGGUGUCGAAAGCCCACAAAGCUGUUGACAAGGGCAACAGCCUGCGUGACGACAUCAUGGCUGAGGAAGAAGCACGGUGGCCUGACGAACAGUGGCGGGGGCUAGUCAGUAACUAUCAGGAGAAGGUUGGCAUGACCCGCAUGAUCUCGAACCUCAGAGCCCGCAAGCCGAUCCAGUAUCUCCACCUCCUGCGUGCUGGCUACUUCGAACCGAUUCCAGUUGCGUGGGCAACGCAGGCUUCGAACCCGCUGAAGUUCAGCAUCGAAGCUGCGGCGGGUUGGCGUGGCAUCACUCCAGCCUGGCGAGGCUAUGAAGACACCGCCGAAGAGCGGUUAUACUGGGUUCUCAACCACCGUGAGGGCAGCGUCGGAAUGCGCAUGAAGCCUGACUUCAUCUCCGAGCUCAACAUGGCGAGGGAGAGGAUGGCGAGGGCUGUUGAGCCACCACCUCUAUACUACGCAGCCGAUGAUGUCUGCCAUCUUCAGCACACUUCGAAAGGAUACUCGCCGCAGGUGAUGCCGCCUCCUUAUGUGGCUUACGACAGGCCAGAGCAGGCGUCGGACGAUACGAUGAUCCUGCUAGAUGUGAGCGGAUCGAUGGAUUUUGACCCGCAGAGACCGGUUUAUGAGCAGUAUCUCGUCACGGGCUUUGCUCCAUCCACGCAGCCGAAGAACAAAGACGUCGCCAAAUCCAUCAUCGGCCGCUUCGCAGAUGCAAUGGCAAACCACGACCACCAAAACACCGGCUACGACCUCACCACUUUCUCGACUCAAGCAAGCUACAUUGGCCCUAUUAACCACCAGAGCCUCGACAGUCUGUGGCGUAAAGUUCGCUUCGGGGGCGGAACUCGAGUGAUGACAGGCUGGCAGAAGGUGAAAGACCUCCAUUUCCAGAAGCACUCCGAAUCCGCCGUUCACCACCCGGUUUAUGGCUGGCAAGCAGGUCCAUCAACGCCGAUGCUCCGCUUACUCCUCCUACUGGAUGGCGAAGCGACGGAUAUGGACGAGUUCGAGCUUGACCUACUUGGGCUGUCAUGGGCACAUGUGACGAUCUUCCUGAUCGGCGUUGAUGGCUGUCCACACCAUCACCGGCAUGCGAACGAGUUGCAACGGAUUAGUGAUGUCAACCAUCACGUCUCUUUCGUGGAUGCGCAGGGUAACUGUCCGGAGCGCUUUGUGACACAUGAGCUGCUGAAGAGACAUCUGGGGUAUGACGUUUCGAUGCGGGAGUUUGAGGAGAUGGAGGAGCUGCCGGCUUAUCAGGAGUGA